GGCAAUAAAAACGAUAAUGUUAAUUAGGUAAGAGAUUCUUUGGGUACACGAAUCACGAAUAUGAGAUACUACAUUGCUGUUCCUUGUCGCAGUCACAUAUAUUCUUAAAGUUUUAGUUGGGUUGGGGCCUUGAAGAGGUGAGUUUGCCGCAACAAUUUCGUCUGCCUCCUCGAAUCGUCUCCCUCUCUUGCAGGUGCGGUUGGCUCAUUGCCCUAAAGGUCUUAGAUUAAGGACUGGGGUUCAUCUGAGAUCAAGGAAAUCAAUUGCAGUAAGAUGGGUGAUGUUGCCAAGGAUUUGACUGCCGGGACUGUUGGAGGGGCGGCGCAAUUGAUAUGUGGUCAUCCUUUUGAUACCAUUAAGGUGAAGCUACAAAGUCAGCCGGCUCCCCUUCCCGGGCAGGCGCCGAAAUAUUCGGGUGCCAUGGAUGCUGUAAGGCAGACAGUCGCUGCAGAAGGCCCGAGGGGUUUGUACAAAGGCAUGGGAGCCCCGCUUGCGACUGUGGCUGCCUUCAACGCUGUGCUCUUCACGGUUAGAGGUCAAAUGGAGACAUUGGUGAGGUCUGAACCAGGUGUCCCGCUUACUGUGAGCCAGCAAAUCAUUUGCGGGGCAGGGGCAGGAACUGCCGUUUCUUUUCUCGCCUGCCCAACUGAAUUAAUCAAAUGCAGAUUGCAGGCGCAGAGUGCGUUAGCUGUAGCAGGUGGAGCUGCGGUGGCAGCAGUGAAGUAUUCCGGGCCAAUGGACGUGGCGAGGCAAGUCCUCCGGUCCGAAGGAGGCACGAGGGGCCUCUUCAAGGGACUGGUCCCCACUAUGGCUCGUGAAAUACCCGGAAACGCUGCAAUGUUCGGUGUGUACGAGGCCAUAAAGCAGUACCUUGCAGGCGGGCAGGACACUUCGGGGCUGGGACGAGGCUCUCUGAUUAUAGCAGGAGGACUGGCUGGGGCUUCCUUUUGGAUUUCUGUCUACCCCACCGACGUGAUCAAGAGCGUAAUCCAGGUCGACGAUUACAAGAAGCCUAAGUUCUCGGGCUCCAUCGACGCCUUCAAAAAGAUCUUGGCGUCGGAGGGAGUGAAGGGCCUUUACAAAGGAUUUGGACCAGCCAUGGCUAGAAGUGUUCCAGCAAAUGCAGCUUGCUUCUUGGCUUAUGAGGUUACAAGGUCCAGUUUGGGCUAAUAAUAUAAUGCCUUUCUUAACCAUUCAUUCUCAGCUUUUCAGCUAGCCAUUUCUCAUUCAACAAUUUAUUCUUAUUUCAUAACAAUUUUAUUCAAAA
This is a messenger RNA of Ipomoea nil (Japanese morning glory), 1267 nucleotides long. RefSeq names its product mitochondrial carnitine/acylcarnitine carrier-like protein. The transcript has 4 exons. Gene Ontology annotation, biological process: mitochondrial L-ornithine transmembrane transport. NCBI's taxonomy places the organism in Eukaryota, Viridiplantae, Streptophyta, Magnoliopsida, Solanales, Convolvulaceae. The record is from RefSeq and is a predicted model, not a curated record. Gene Ontology annotation, molecular function: L-ornithine transmembrane transporter activity. The coding region runs from base 274 to 1170 and encodes 298 amino acids.